This is a messenger RNA of Diversispora eburnea, 1425 nucleotides long. The record is from the annotation of a GenBank genome assembly. Lineage: Eukaryota; Fungi; Glomeromycota; Glomeromycetes; Diversisporales; Diversisporaceae.
AUGUCAAAUUCCACAGAAAAAGAUUCUCUGUUUUUCGGUAUAAGCCAAGACAGCCAAGAACUUGUUACUUUUAGUCCAGUUAAUGAUGAACAUGAAUGUUGGUCUAUAGCAAUAUCUAAUUGUGUAGAUGGUGGUGGUGGAAAUGAACGUUUUAUUGCAUUAUCUUGUUUUGAUGUAAGAAAAUUCCGUCAUGAGGAAAUGCGUGAUGAUGCCGAAAUCAAAAUAAAAUGUGAUAAAUAUCUUCAGACAUGGGUCAUCUCUACUACAGAUCAAUUAGAAGGUCAAAGAGGAAUUAAUAAAAUUGUGGAUAUAAAUUUUAUUGAUGAUGAUAGCGAACUUUUAAUAAUACUUGAAGAAAAAGAAUAUCUACAAAUGUUUGCGAUUACGGCUAAUGGAAAUAUUUUUUCAGUUAUAAAUAAUCCAGAUAUGGCUUUAAUUAGAAAUCCUUUAGUGAAUAACAUCAUACAAGUAUGGAAAUGUCGUGAUCGAGCAUUAUUGUACAUCUGGGCUCGAGAAAAAGAGAUUUAUGUUCAAGAACUAAGAAUUGGAGAACGAGAAUUUAUGCUAAGAGUUUCAGUAUCUUCUUCUAUAUCACCUUCCAAACCACCUCUACACCGCCAAAACCAUGUAAAUGUUCUUGAAGAGGCAUGUCGAGCUCUUUAUGUAUUGAAAGAUAAGAAACAUAUUGUAGAUGGUCAUGAAAAUGUUAAUCAAAUUAAAUACUUAAUUGAAUGUACACAAAGAUUAAUACGAAAAUAUAUUACAAAAUAUGGAAUAUUUAGAUUGACAAGUAUUAAAUAUCCAAUUAUGAAAUAUCUCAUUAAAAGUUAUCAAGAAAAUUUAAUUAAGCAUAUUUUAAAUAAGAAAAUUAAUGGAAAAAAUAGUAAUAUUUAUAUACCAAGAUUAUAUAAAUGGGAAGAUAAUAAUAGAUCAAUAAUCGAAAUAUCAAAGUCAGAUUUGCAGUAUGCUAUUGAAUCUUAUACUCCACCAUUAAAUAUUAAUCCCAAUGAUCAAAAGAAAGGAAAUAACGCAAAUGUAAUGCUUUCUUUGACAGUAAAACUGUUCUUGCAUCAAAGCUCCAUAAUGUUCGAUGGUUUUUCCAAAAAAUCUAUUUUAAGGACAAGGAUUGAAGCUUCACAUAAUGAUCUUGCUAUUUCGUUUACUUUGCCAUUUAUGAAUUUAAUUCUCAUAUUAGCAUCUAAGUAUAUUGAAUUGUAUUUAAUUGUUACAGAAAUUGUGCAAUUAAAAAAAGAAGGAUGGCAUCGAUAUAUGAAUAUUUAUAAUAUGUUUGAUCUAGGAACAUUGCUAUUAUUGUUUGCUAUUUCUAUAGCGAUAGCUUUAAAUUAUUAUGGAAACAUCAAUUUCCAAAAUUCGGUAUUCAACCCUGCUGUAGCGUUUACGGAGUUAGUUUUAUGGUUUGAAGGG